Humulus lupulus (European hop) is the source of this 1320-nucleotide messenger RNA. RefSeq lists its product as uncharacterized. The record is from RefSeq and is a predicted model, not a curated record. Gene Ontology annotation, molecular function: zinc ion binding. NCBI's taxonomy places the organism in Eukaryota, Viridiplantae, Streptophyta, Magnoliopsida, Rosales, Cannabaceae. The transcript is spliced from 5 exons. The coding region runs from base 1 to 1320 and encodes 439 amino acids.
AUGUGUAAGAUUGCGUUAUCAUGUCCAAAUGAGGCAGUUUUUAAGCAAGCAAUUAGAGAGUAUGCAAUCCAAAAUGGAAAGGACAUUUUUUUAAAGAAGAAUGACCCUCAUAGGAUUAGGGUUCAAUGUAAAGGUGUUGGUUGUCCUUGGGUUUGCUUUGCAUCGAAGAUUGAUGACACCGCCACAUUUGUCAUCAAAACUUAUAAUGAUGAACACAAAUGUGCUAGAAAGAAUACAAAUAGAUUUCCAACUUCUAGAUGGUUGAACUGGAAGAACAUGAAUGAGUUCAAGAUGAAUGACAAGUGGGGAAUCUCUUCUUUCAUGCACAAGGUUAGAAAGGAAAAUGUCAUUGAGAUUACACGGGACAAAGCGUAUAGAGCUCGACUGAUGGAAACUAGAGCAAUUGAAGGGAGCUAUGAAGAGCAGUACGCUGCUCUUUGGGAUUAUGCUAAGGAGAUUAAGUGGACCAGUAGGGGUUCAACUGUUGAGUUUUUGACAGAAGUUGGUGAGAAUGAUUUCAAUGAGGAUUGUAGACCUGUUAUUGGGUUGGAUGGCUGCCAUAUUAAAGAGCGUAUUAGGAUGUACAUGAUGCAAAGGCUCACUAAAAAUAGGCAUUCAGUUAUAAUGUGGGAGUCAAACAUUGCACCAAGGAUAGUAACUGUUCGUGAAAAGAACAAGGUGGAAGCUAGAAGUCACAUUCCCACCAAAGGGAGUGAAUUUAUGUAUCAAGUGAUGAACAUGUACGUGGGCAUGUACUCUAUCGAUUUGGUAAAUUGGGUCUGCUCUUGUAGAAGAUGGGAACUCACUGGUAUUCCAUGUAGUCAUGUUGUUGCAUCUAUUUGGCAUAAAAGGGAGGAUCGAGUGACAUAUGUCUCCAAAUGGUAUACCAAGGAAUACUACAUGAAGGCAUACUCUCAUCAAUUUUUUCCAAUUAGGAAUCAAGAUGAGUGGCCUAGAAGUGGCAAGGUUAGAAUGAUUAAGCCAAUUGGGAAGACUCAUCCUGGUAGGCCUAAGAAAAGUAGAAGAGUUGAACUUGAUGAGUUGGCUCCACAAACAAGCAAGAAAUUGAAACGAAGAUAUGUGAGAAUGAGAUAUCUGGCUGUGGUGCAGUGGGCCACAACUUCAGAACUUGGAAAAGACAACCCCCUAGUUGAUCCUGGUACUUAUGCUAGAAAUAGCAGUCAGCCAGAAAAUGCUUUAGUGAGUUCAACAACAAAUAUGAGUGCUCUACAAGGAAUAAUGCCACCACCUCAGCAAGUCCCAUUGAACCCACCUCAGCAAGGUAGCAAUACAGUUGCAACAAGGACCAAACAUGGUUAG